Molecule: messenger RNA, 657 nt
Organism: Sinocyclocheilus grahami
Lineage: Eukaryota; Metazoa; Chordata; Actinopteri; Cypriniformes; Cyprinidae
Product: protein FAM111B-like
Exons: 5
Coding region: 1-657 (218 amino acids)
Biological process (GO): DNA replication
Cellular component (GO): nucleus; chromatin
Source: RefSeq, a predicted model, not a curated record
AUGUGGCUUUUUCAGCUCUUCCAUUGUCCAGUGAAGCUGGUGCCAGUCAAGAAACAGCUUGCUGCUUACUGUUACAUAAAACAUUACAAUAAAUCAUAUCUUGACUUUGCUCUUCUUGAAUUGAAAGACGCUGAUGAAAUCGCUGACUGUCCUGGAUUGCUCAGUCGAUACAUUCAUGGCCCCCCUCCUAACCGUGGUGGGAUCUGCGUUGUGGGACAUCCGGAUGGUGGGAUUAAGAAAACGGACCCCUGCUUCAUCAUUGAGAGAGAAAAUCUACAAGAGGCUGCCGAUAAACACAUCUCUGAGAAUGUCAAUUUCAUACAUGUGAUGACACAGAAAAGUGUUGAAGAUAAAUGGGAUGUUUAUGAAAACCAGUUGAACUUGAACUCUUGUUUCUUUCAUGGAUCUUCUGGCUCUCCAGUUUUUGAUGAACACUGCUAUCUGAUUGGCGUGCACACCGGUGGAUAUGUGUACCCAGGAGAAAAAGGUAGAACUAGAAGCAUUGUGGAAUACACCUAUUCCAUGCAGCCCAUCCUUGAUAUGAUCAGAGGACAGGCUAAUAUAAAAGGUUUGCAUGAGGUAGUCAAUACCUUAGAAGCCUACAGCAAUAAAAGCAAUGAGUCUGGGACUGCAGAGCAAGAGAAUCAGACCGACUGA